UUAGUACAUUUUCUUAAACCUUUGGUAUAUAGGGAAUAGUUCGACAAUAGUCACCCUGGUUACCUACACUCGACACUAAACACUUCAAAAAUGCUGUUAAAUUCAAAAACCCGGCCAAAAUUCAAAUUUCUGACCAGCUGGAUUCUAGCCACCUUUCGCCAUGCCAGCAAAAAGGUCGAUAAGAAUCUCCUGAAGCAAAUGGAAGACGACUUCCAGAAGCUGGCCGACUCCAAGUCCAAAUCCCUGCUGAGGAGACAUCUCACCAAGGAGAUCUUCGAUAAGCUGAAGACGCAGACUACGCCAUCCUACAACUCCACUUUGAUGCACUGCAUCAGUUCGGGACUGUGCAACCACGAUUCUGGAGUCGGCUUGUAUGCUCCAGACCCGGAGGCCUACAAGGUGUUCGCCGAUCUCUUUGAUCCCGUCAUCGAGGAUUACCACAAGUGCUUCCGGAAGACGGACAAACAACCGGAGACUGCUUUUGGCAAGGGAAAGGACUUUGAAAACCUCGAUCCCGAUGGAAACUUCAUUGUAUCCACGCGGGUGCGCUGUGGUAGAGCCCUCAAAGGAUUUCCCUUCAAUCCCUGCCUAACGGAAGAGGAUUACAAUAAACUGCAGAGCGAGAUCUGUGCGGCACUGAAGAAUCUUAAAGGGGAAUACAAAGGUUGCUACGAGUCACUUUCCACAAUGGAUAAGUGCAGCCAGCAGAAGCUCAUCGAUGACCACCUUCUGUUCAAGGAGGGGGAUCGUUUCUUGGAAGCCGCCGGAGCUUCUCGUUUUUGGCCCAUUGGUCGAGGCAUCUACCUCAAUGAUGCCAAGAAUUUCGUGGUUUGGGUCAACGAGGAGGAUCACAUUCGCAUCAUCUCGAUGGAGAAGGGCGGCGAUCUGGGCAAGGUCUACGAUCGCAUGGUUGGCGGCGUUGAGGCCCUCGGCAAGCAACUCCAGUUCAACAGGGAUGAACGGCUGGGAUUCCUUACCUUCUGUCCCACCAAUUUGGGCACCUCCAUUCGCGCCUCGGUUCACAUUAAGCUGCCUAAGCUCAUGAACGAUCCGGAGGAGCUUAAAGAGCUGUCUGAGCGGUACCGUCUGCAGAUCAGAGGAACCUCCGGAGAGCAUUCGGAGGCCAAGGAUGGAGUGCACGAUAUAUCCAAUCAGCGAAGGUUGGGACUCACCGAGUACGAAAUCAUCAAGGAAAUGCACACCGGGAUCAAGGGUCUCAUAGAAGCCGAGAAAAAGGCAAAGUCAUGUUAAUUAAACUCUUUUGGAGCGAUAAUUAAGUUUUAAGCUGAGACAAAAUUUGUUGGUUAACAAUAAGAAACUAAACCUUUUAAAUCAUUUCGAAAAACUAAA
Drosophila ficusphila is the source of this 1350-nucleotide messenger RNA. RefSeq names its product arginine kinase (gene Argk2). Gene Ontology annotation, molecular function: creatine kinase activity. The coding region runs from base 91 to 1251 and encodes 386 amino acids. Gene Ontology annotation, biological process: phosphocreatine biosynthetic process. The record is from RefSeq and is a predicted model, not a curated record. NCBI's taxonomy places the organism in Eukaryota, Metazoa, Arthropoda, Insecta, Diptera, Drosophilidae. The transcript has a single exon.